Penicillium arizonense is the source of this 1554-nucleotide messenger RNA. It is a transcript of the gene fhdA, whose product is annotated as putative transcription factor Tos4. The record is from RefSeq and is a predicted model, not a curated record. The transcript has 2 exons. Gene Ontology annotation, molecular function: protein binding. Lineage: Eukaryota; Fungi; Ascomycota; Eurotiomycetes; Eurotiales; Aspergillaceae. Bases 1 to 1554 code for a protein of 517 amino acids.
AUGGAGUCUUCUCCAUUCAAGAGUAGCAUUGCUGCUCAAGCCGCCGGCAUGAAACGUCCAGCGGCGUUGCUGCCUGCCUUUGAGCCUUUGAGCUCAUCACCCUCCCUUCCUCGGCCUCACAAACGUGUAGCACGCGAACCCGAAGUCUCGACCUAUCCCACGCCAGUCCCGACCUCAUCGACUCAUAUAAUGUCGUCGUCUCCCCCUCCUGGCGUCGCUGCCUCCCGGCCUUCGCUGCCACGGUCUUUUUCCGCUGCCCUCGAACGGGCUCCCCUGUCUGCCGUGCCCUCGAUAAUGCUGUUGGAGAAUGGGGAGCCUAUCCUGAUGGGUCGGUCCAGUGUCUCGUGCCAUCACCAACUCGCUGCCAGCCGCAUGAUCUCUCGUGUUCAUGUCAAGGCUACAUAUAAGCCUGCUCCGAACCCGUUCGAUCGGGAUAGGGUUGAGAUCGUGUGCAUGGGAUGGAAUGGUAUCAAGAUCCACUGCCAAGGGAGGAAAUAUGACCUAGCCAAGGGAAAGACCUUCACGUCGGACAUUAAAGAUGCGGAUAUCAUGAUCGAUGUUCAUGAUGCUCGCGUCCUGGUCCAAUGGCCUCGCGGUGACAGGAGGGACUGCCCGUCCACCGACUCGGAACAGACCAGUGAUGAAGCCACACCAACCCAGAGACGCCAGUCUCGGCGAGAACUACAGGAAAGUCCACUGCUGGAACGUCAGCGUCUGGCUUCACCUGUGUCUCCGUCGCCUGCUGUCCAGCGUCCCAUUCCCCCAUCCUCACCUAUCUUCACACCUUCCCGUUCUCGCGUCGAUGUUGUUGUCUUCGAAGAUGAGCCAUCCCCAUUGAAGCGUCACAACACUGUCACUGGUGUGACCUCCCAGAGUGCCCGUCGUGCCACUGCCAUUCUCAAUACCUCGCACGCGAGUGAGUUCAGCGACCACAGUAGAUCUGAGGAAUUCUCCGACAAUGACGAGGAGAACGACCCUAUUGUCCACUCCUUCGGUCCAUUUGGCGAGAACCUCCUUCCCCGUAUGGCGUCUUUCCGUGCAGGUGAUUCACCCGUUCGGACUGCUCGCUCCCCGCGCAGCUUGCUGCCAGCCCAGCCCCUCCAGCCCACCCGGUCUCCCAGACAGCCUGCCAAAGCCCACGAGAAUCAGGAACACGAUACUCCCGAUGCCAAGCCCCAGUACACCGAUGAACGGUUCGAGCGAGUUCGAAACCAUGCUGCCAACCAACUGGCUUUCUCCCGCCUCUCGUCGACACCCUUCUCUACCAUCCUGAACAACCUGCCUCCUGCGUAUUGGCGAUCCAGCCAUGCGAACGUCUCUGGCCCAUCGAAGUCUGAGAUUCGCACCAUCCUCGAAACGACCAAGUUCAUCGGAAGAGUUGCCCGUGAAGGAAAGGAUGCAGCAGGCAAGCCCCUCGAGAGUGAAUACUAUUACAUCCCUGACGAGGAUGACGACGUGAUGAGACGGUCCGCUGUGGUGAAUGAUCUUCGGAAGCCCGGGCUGCGUAACUGUCGGAAGCAGCACAAGCAAUACUUCUGGCGCAAGCCCAAAUGA